Messenger RNA from Aegilops tauschii subsp. strangulata, 2326 nucleotides. RefSeq lists its product as uncharacterized. NCBI's taxonomy places the organism in Eukaryota, Viridiplantae, Streptophyta, Magnoliopsida, Poales, Poaceae. Gene Ontology annotation, biological process: regulation of DNA-templated transcription. Gene Ontology annotation, molecular function: DNA binding. The record is from RefSeq and is a predicted model, not a curated record.
AUGGGCGGGCGGUACGAUCAAGUGCAGUGUACGAGCGAGCUUGCCUCCUCUUUCCUCGGUCGAUCUCCUGCUGCUGCAAACAUCCCAUCCAAUCCAUCCACCAAUCUCAUUCCCAUCGCACGUCUCCUCCCCUCCCCUCCCCUCCCCAGAAAGAUAUGGCCCUCGGCUCCUCUUUGCGCAAAGAUUGAUUAACGGAGCGCCUGGCCCGGCCGGCCGCGCGCGCGGGAGCGGAGCUCCAGUAUAAAGAUGGCGCACGAUCCCAGCCUAGUAGGGUACGCGGACUACUUCGCGGCGACCGGGAGCAACGGGGGCGGCGUCACGCUCGUGCCGGAGGUGGACGCCCGCGCGGAGCAUCAGAUGUAUGGCGGCGGCGGAUUGCACCAUCAUCACCACUCCGGGGCGGACAUGUUCGGGGCCAGGGCCUUCGGCAUGGCGCCGGCCGGCGAGGCGACGUCCGCGCAGAGCAAGGCCGCGCUCGACGUCGACGUCGACGGCUCGACUACCAUCAGCUUCUUCCGCGGCGAGCAGCAUCACCACCACCAGCAGCAGCUGCAGAUGGGCCAGGCUCCCUUGUCGCUGUCGCUCCACGGGCCGCCGGACGCCGGGUCUUCGUCGUUCAUGCUGCACCACCACCUCGGCGGCGGCGAGCCCCGGCUGCAGCAGCACCAGCAGACGGCGCCGGGGGCAUGGCAGGUGCAAGGCGCCGGCAGCGGCUGGCAGCUGCGCGGGUCCAGGUUCCUGCUGCCGACGCAGCAGCUCCUGCAGGAGUUCUGCAGCAUCCCCGCGGACACCGACAGCAAGGCGCCCAAGAAGCCGGCGCAAGAAGAGCACGGCUCGUCGUCCUCCGCCUCCUGGCCGCCGUCGUCGACGCAGAUCCAGAGCAUGGACGCCGCCGAGCUGCAGAAGCUCAAGGCCAAGCUGUACACCAUGAUCGAAGAGGUGGACCGGAGGUACAGGAGGUACCGGGAGCAGAUGCGGGCGGUGGCGGCGUCCUUCGAGGCGGUGGCGGGGCAGCGCGCGGCGGCGGUGUACACGAGGAUGGCGUCGCGGACCAUCUCCAAGCACUUCCGGAGCGUGAGGGACGGGGUGGCCGCGCAGGUCCGGGCGGUGCGCGGGGCGCUGGGGGAGAAGGACGCCGGGGCCGCCGUGCCCGGGAUGACCAGGGGGGAGACGCCCCGGCUGCGGGCGCUGGACCAGUGCCUCAGGCAGCACAAGGCGUACCAGUCCGGCAUGCUCGAGAGCCACCCGUGGCGGCCGCAGCGCGGCCUGCCGGAGCGCGCCGUCUCCGUCCUCCGGGCCUGGCUCUUCGAGCACUUCCUGCACCCGUACCCAAGCGAUGUGGAUAAGCACAUCCUGGCGCGGCAGACGGGCCUAUCGCGGAGCCAAGUCUCGAACUGGUUCAUCAACGCGAGGGUGCGGCUGUGGAAGCCGAUGGUGGAGGAGAUGUACGCGGAGGAGAUGAAGGACAAGGAGGAGGGCAGCGGCGGCGACGGUGGCGGCCAGUCGGCGCAGCAGGCCGGCGACCUGGCGAACCCUAACCCGGUGGCGGGGAGCUACGCCUCCGAGGGGCGCGGCGAGCAGAAGCCCACACGGGCGCAGCUGCACCAGCUGCACGACGCCGGCUCGCUGGCCUCCGUCGUGAGCAUCGGCCAGAGCACCGACCCGCAGGGCCUCAACUUCGGCAUGAUGGACCAGCUCGACUUCGAAGCCUACGAGGCGGCCACGGCCGGGUUUGGCAACGGCGUGUCGCUCACGCUGGGACUUCAGCACCAGCAGCAGCAGCAGCAGCACCAGCACCACGGUGGCGUGAACGUCGCCGCGUUCGCCGCCGCAUCCCCGUCUUCGUCGUCCGCGGCGCAUGGCGGCGCCGCCGAGUUCCUGUUCAUGGCUGGCGAGGGCGUGCACCCGUCUGCUAACGGACAGUUCGGGGCGGGCAUGGGAUCAGGCGCCGACGUCGCGUCGCAGUACCACCGGGGGUUGGGCGGGUUCCACCUCCUGCGCGAUCUCGCCGGGUGACCUGUACGUCGGUCAGUCUGGACGGCAUCACGCGACAGUACCACAAUGAUCACGUACGUACGUCCAGGGAUCAUGCAUGUCAUCCACCGGAGGUCCAUCGGGGACGGACGCGACGACGUCUGAUAUGGUGAUGGGGAUCGAAUUGAGGAUUUGGGGAAUGUGUAAACGGCGGCCGGGCUGGGGCUGGCAUGCAUGGUUGGUAGCUCGCGUACGUACGUCUUGCUUAGCCGGUGUACGCAGGCGGCUUUGGAUUUUUGUAGCGCGUAGAUACCUCUAUUUAAAUUCUUGGCGGGAUGUCGCCGUCUAUGUA